Cherax quadricarinatus is the source of this 574-nucleotide messenger RNA. The record is from RefSeq and is a predicted model, not a curated record. Lineage: Eukaryota; Metazoa; Arthropoda; Malacostraca; Decapoda; Parastacidae.
CUUCUUAGUAUUAUAUUACCUCUAGCAGUAGAUAUUGUUUCAAGAUUGUUUAAUAAAUCAUGAAAGAAUUUUACCUUGUACCAACUUCAGUUAUGAACCGGAAACCUCUCGAGAUAGUAAAAUUGGGAGGUGAUGAGAAUUUAGAAGGAGGAGGUGGAUGCUUGAAGCGUGGUGUUAAACGCAAGAUUAAGCUCAGUCCCGUCAGGGAAGUCAACCCACCUGCUCUCACCUCGGUGAAACCUCAGAAAACCCCAGAUUUGUCAAGAUUCAUGCACAUAAGAGUGAGUGCGAGAAAUAUAGAAUAUGUGAAAUCAAUGUUGGUAUUAUUGCAAAGAAAUCCUUUGGUGAGUUGGGAUGAGAAUGGUGACCUUCUUACCCCCAUUACUGGACGUAAUAUUAUUGAAAUAUUAAAUGUUUUAUCAGAAAACAAUGUGAAAUCAGCGAGAAGAAACGAUUCUGAUUACUUAACAGAAAUAAAGCAUUUAUUAAAUAUAACAGGUAUACAUUUUGAUUUUGUGAGGAAUACAAAAGUGAGAAGACAAUUAUUACAUAAAGGAGGCGGUGUAAGGAGAGA